GAGCGGUGCGCCCGCAUGGAGAGCUGAGGCGGUGACCCCGCCGGGCCGGCCGGGAGACGUGACGAUGUGGAUGCGACGGCUCUCGGGAAGCAGGUCAGGUUGCCCGCUCGGAAGCCAUGCUUGGAUUUUAAUAGCCAUGUUCCACCUAGCCAUGGACGUCGCCAGCUGCCAGCCCCCAGCCAGCGGUGCCGGCGGGCGGCUCUCCCCGCGCCCGGCGCUCCGGCACAGACUGUCCCGUGGCUCCCUAUGGGACACAGGGAACACAGAGGAGCUGCGGCACCCGGGACCCCCCUGGACCUGCGCCCCCCCCCACCCCCCCGCAGAGACCCCGCUCCCGCCGGCCCCCCCCCUGCCACCCCACUGCCCCGGGUACCCCCCGCGCCGGCCACGCUCCCGGAGGGGCCGGCGGCAUCUGCGCGGCCGCGGCUUCAACCCACGGGAUGGGAGACCCACGGCACUGCCCGAGGUCAUCGUGUGGGGCCCCACGGGCGAGGAGGACUCCCUGGAGAGCAGCACCCUGCCCGGCUCCUUCACCACCACCACCACAACCACCACCGCUGCCACCACCACUGCCACCACCACCACCACCGCUGCUGCCACCGCUGCCACACCGCCCCACGUGCCCCCCAGCACCCCGGCUCCUGCACCCGGUGGGGACGUGCCCCGCAGCAGCCCCGGCCGCACCAGCACCGCCGAGCCGGCCGCCGGCCACAGCAGCGGUGGGAAGGAUGCUCGUCCACCCCGAGGGCUGGGAGACAGCACAGGUCUGGCGGUUCAUCAGAUAAUCACUAUAACCGUGUCCCUCAUCAUGGUCAUAGCUGCUCUGAUAACAACUCUUGUCUUAAAAAACUGCUGCGCGCAGAGCGGGCGCCCGCGCCGCAACAGCCACCAGCGCAAGCUGGAGCAGCAGGAGGAGAGCUGCCAGAACCUGACGGACUUCGCUCCCGCGCGCGUGCCCAGCGCCCUCGACAUCUUCACGGCCUACAACGAGACCCUGCAGUGCUCCCACGAGUGCGUCCGCACCCCCGUGUCUGUCUAUGCGGAGGACGCGCUGCGCUCGCCCGGGGACUAUAAGACAACCUUCAAUGGAAACAGACCCUCUUCUUCUGACCGGCAUCUUAUUCCUGUGGCCUUUGUGUCUGAGAAAUGGUUUGAGAUCUCCUGCUGACUGGCCGAAACCUGUUUGACUUCUGGGGCAGGGCAGACGCCGUCGGGCUGUUUCCUGGAUUCCAUUGGUGAACCUGUAAAAAAUAUACAAAAAUAAUGGGUUACCUGUACCUACCAUUUCUGUUUACCAGUAGGAGACUCACAGAGCAGCGUUCUAUGGGCCAAAUCUAUUUUUAUACAAAUGAACACGCCUGUAGGGAACUGCGAUGGACAAAGAGCGCGUUUGGUGGGGAAGAGGAAGGGGAAUGUGUGAGCAAAGGAUGCCAUGAGGACAAGGAGCCGGCGGGGGACUGAGGAAAGGGCCGAGCGCCUGGAGCCUGGACGUGGAUGUGACUCUGAACCUGUGCCAAUAAUACCAUUAUGUGCCAUGUACCGAUGCAAAGACUUGGCGAGAAGCCGAAGCCGAGUCGCUAACGCCUGGAGAACAUUGUGGAGGACGAGUGGGGCGUCUCUUCUGGUGGGGUCAUCCAUUCCGGUCCAUCCGCGUACAUACAUGCGAUACGUGUAGAGAGAAAAUAUAUAUAUAUAUACACACACAACCACUUUUUGUACUGUAGCAAUUUUUGAAGAUCUUAAAUACUCAUUUUUAAAGAAGAUGUCAUGGGCUAAAAGUCUCAUUUCUUUAACACGCAUAAUACAAA
Molecule: messenger RNA, 1808 nt
Organism: Melopsittacus undulatus (budgerigar)
Lineage: Eukaryota; Metazoa; Chordata; Aves; Psittaciformes; Psittaculidae
Gene: AJAP1
Product: adherens junctions associated protein 1
Cellular component (GO): plasma membrane; adherens junction; cytoplasmic side of plasma membrane
Molecular function (GO): beta-catenin binding
Source: RefSeq, a predicted model, not a curated record